UUACCAAUUUCCAAAUGAAAGAACAGAUGAUCCCGAGCGAGGCAGUGGUGGCUGUGCUUGACAAAAACGCCGGUGAUCAGAGGAGCUUUCUCUUGAAAAUGGUCCAUAUUGUUGCUGUAGGACUCUCUUUGCUAGUGAUCUGGCUUGCUCAGCCUGGAUCAAGUCUGUUUUCGUGGCAUCCAACUCUGAUGGCCUUGGGUUUCAGUUUCCUGAUGAUUGAAGCCAUCCUGAUGUUUUCACCACAAAGCUCUCUCAUUGCUUCAGCUCCUCGUGCCACUAAGGUCAAACUACAUUGGAUACUUCAAACCUCAGCUGUAGUCACUGCCGUGGGUGGCUUUGCUGCCAUCUACUAUAACAAAAACAUUCACAACAAGCUUCACUUUCAAAGCUGGCAUGGAUGCCUGGGGUUAUGCACUGUGAUUCUCAUCUGUCUCCAAUCUCUUCAAGGUGUUGGAGUGUUGUACUCCAAGCUACCCCUUGCCAGUAUGAUGAAGCCUAAACAAUUGAAACAACUGCAUGCCAUGUGUGGUUCACUAGUGUAUCUUGUUGCCUGUAUCACUCUUUGCCUGGGUUUUUAUUCAAACUGGUUUGUGAAGAACACCAACAUCUAUGUCCAGGGGGGGAGUGUAAUGUCAGCUAUAUGUCUGGGCAGUAUUGUGAUAGGGCAAGUUUAUACAGAGUAUGGCUUAAAGAGACGUCCAGGAACAUAAUUUAGUUGAAAAUAGGUUCAGCUAACAUCUCUGUGAAUGGACAGCCUUGGAAAGCAUAAAAAAUACUCAUAAAUUAGGCUGAUCACCGCAACAAUUUUCAGAUACAGCAGUUC
This is a messenger RNA of Pocillopora damicornis (cauliflower coral), 823 nucleotides long. Its product is annotated as transmembrane reductase CYB561D2. Gene Ontology annotation, molecular function: transmembrane monodehydroascorbate reductase activity. NCBI's taxonomy places the organism in Eukaryota, Metazoa, Cnidaria, Anthozoa, Scleractinia, Pocilloporidae. The record is from RefSeq and is a predicted model, not a curated record.